Messenger RNA from Diabrotica balteata, 261 nucleotides. The record is from the annotation of a GenBank genome assembly. Lineage: Eukaryota; Metazoa; Arthropoda; Insecta; Coleoptera; Chrysomelidae.
AUGCAAAUAACAAAGAAACAAUAUGACAACUUCUGGGGGAAACUGCAGAUUACCUUGCCGGAGCAUAAAAAAUCAACAGAUUACAUUCAGGGAUUGUUUCGAGAAGAAAUAAGUUCUAGACCUAGACCUAUGAGCUUGCCUUUUAGCAGUAAAAAUAUUGCAUCAAGCAGUACAUCUCCUCCAGUUUUUACUCUUUCUGUAACUACUUCGACUACCAGUACAGUAUCUAGUGUAACAUCAAAAUUGAGUUCAGUCCUAUAG